Penicillium hordei is the source of this 441-nucleotide messenger RNA. RefSeq lists its product as uncharacterized. The record is from RefSeq and is a predicted model, not a curated record. Lineage: Eukaryota; Fungi; Ascomycota; Eurotiomycetes; Eurotiales; Aspergillaceae. The transcript is spliced from 2 exons. The coding region runs from base 1 to 441 and encodes 146 amino acids.
AUGGGGCUCGGCAUUGUGGUCCGAUUGGGAUGCCUGCGAUCCUGGAUUAUAAUUACCGUCGCCAUGGAUAUGGCGCUACGAAGCUCUAUUGCAACUGCACGAUAUGCCUCCCUUUAUUUGAUACUCCUGGGUGAAACUAAGUCAACUGCUACGAUCUAUUCCGACUUCAUCUCGAUGCUUGAUACGGCAGGACGGAAGCUAAUUGAGAAUCCAGUUGUCAAAUCCAAACCGUUUCUCAUAUCGCCAUCCAACACGUUCUAUGGUUCUGGUCUGGAAUCGCCGAGUCUCGCCUUCGUGCGCUUUAACUUGAAUGCUGGUAAGGAUUGGAUUACACUGGUAGCACACGGAAUUUACCAGCAGGCCAAGUCUCCCAAAAUUCCAAGAGUGGACGAGGGUACGGGCAAAAUUCGCACUGCUUGGAGGGUUUGGGGUGCGUUCUAG